Messenger RNA from Odocoileus virginianus texanus, 8443 nucleotides. The record is from RefSeq and is a predicted model, not a curated record. NCBI's taxonomy places the organism in Eukaryota, Metazoa, Chordata, Mammalia, Artiodactyla, Cervidae.
AUGCAGACUGCUUCUCGAGGCUCAAGGCGCAGGGACGAGCAGGUUUUUAUUUUCUGUCUCUAUGCCUUCUUGCUCCGCGCAUUCCAAGCUGCGCGGUCACGGAACCUCAGUUUCCCGGCCUGCGCAGGGGAUGGGCCUCGUAGGGAGGACUUGCUCGCCGUCGGGCGCGCCCCCGCUUCGCAAGCUGGCGCGUCGGGCGCGCGCUCGGGACGUGAUUGGCUGGACUGGGCCUCCCGCCGCCCCUCGGGGAACAGCCGCAGGGGUGCCCCUGUGAAGGUGAAAUCGGUUCCCCUAGUGCACGCCCCUGGAGUUCUGGCUGUGGCCGUGAGUGGCCGUCCUCUGUCACUGUGUGUCGCCUUGUGUCUGAGGCUCACUGAUAGCGGUUGUCUGGGCUGUGACAUUCUCUUCCUUUCUCUGCAGUUGGAGGCUGGCAGCGAUGAAGAUCGCAAGUUAAACCACAGCUUAAGUGAGAGCUUUUUCAUGGUGAAAGGAGCAGCCCUCUUCCUACAGCAGGAAAGCAGCCCUCAAGGCCAGCGGAGUCUUCAGCACCCCCACAAGCAUGCAGGGGACCUGCCUCAGCAUCUUCAAGUCAUGAUCAACCUUCUGCGUUGUGAAGAUAGAAUCAAGCUGGCCGUGCGCUUGGAGAGUGCCUGGGCGGAGCGGGUCCGCUACAUGGUGGUGGUGGACAGCAGCGGGCGCCAGGACACAGAGGAGAGUAUCCUGCUGGGAGUUGACUUCUCCAGUAAGGAGAGUAAAAGCUGUACCAUCGGGAUGGUUCUCCGCCUGUGGAGCGACACAAAGAUCCACCUCGAUGGAGAUGGUGGGUUCAGCGUCAGCACCGCUGGGAGGAUGCACGUCUUCAAGCCUGUGUCUGUCCAGGCCAUGUGGUCUGCCCUGCAGGUCCUGCACAAGGCCUGUGAGGUGGCGCGGCGGCACAACUACUUCCCGGGGGGUGUGGCGCUGCUCUGGGCCUCCUACUACGAGAGCUGCAUCGGCUCCGAGCAGAGCUGCAUCAACGAGUGGAAUGCCAUGCAGGACCUCGAAUCCACGAGGCCCGACUCCCCCGCCCUGUUCGCAGACAAGCCGACCGAAGGGGAAAGGACGGAGCGUCUCAUCAAAGCCAAACUCCGGAGCAUCAUGAUGAGUCAAGACCUGGAGAACGUGACCUCCAAAGAAAUUCGUAAUGAAUUAGAGAAACAGAUGAACUGUAACCUGAAAGAAUUCAAGGAAUUUAUAGACAACGAGAUGCUCCUUAUCUUGGGACAGAUGGACAAGCCCUCUCUCAUCUUCGACCAUCUUUAUCUCGGCUCUGAAUGGAAUGCAUCCAACCUGGAGGAACUGCAGGGCUCAGGUGUUGACUAUAUUUUAAACGUCACUAGAGAAAUAGAUAAUUUUUUCCCUGGCUUAUUUGCUUACCAUAACAUCCGAGUCUAUGAUGAAGAGACCACAGACCUCCUCGCCCACUGGAACGAGGCGUACCAUUUUAUAAACAAAGCAAAGAGGAACCACUCCAAGUGCCUGGUACACUGCAAAAUGGGCGUCAGUCGCUCGGCUUCCACCGUCAUAGCCUAUGCAAUGAAGGAAUUCGGCUGGACCCUGGAGAAAGCCUACAACUACGUGAAGCAGAAACGCAGCAUCACGCGCCCCAACGCAGGCUUUAUGAGGCAGCUGUCUGAGUAUGAAGGCAUCCUAGACGCCAGCAAGCAGCGGCACAACAAGCUGUGGCGCCAGCAGGCCGACGACAGCUGCUUCCAGCAGCCUGGGGACGACCCUGCGGGGCCUGGGGACUUCCAGCCAGAGACCCUGGACAGUACCCGAGAAGCCCAGCCACCCUGCUUGGACGCCGCUGGCCCCCCGCCUGGGUUCCCGGGCAGCGGGGCGCUUGGUGGCCCCACUCUGCCCUGCUGCUUCCGGCGACUGUCAGACCCUCUGCUGCGGGCCGCCGCCGACGAGACAGGCAGCUCUGUCCACCUGGAGGAUCUGGAGAGGGACGCUCUGCUGGAGGAAGCCACUCAGCUGGCAGAGGCGUCCCAGCCAGCCAGACCACCCCCAGAAGGCCCCGGACUCUGCGAGAGGGAAGUGAGGAAGAAACCAGAGCCUGGGGGCCCCCAGGCCCAGGGUGGCUCCUCGCCGCAGGCGGAGGAGAUGGAAAGGGAGGAGGCCCUGGGAGCAGGGAAGUGGGGGCGGCCCGCAGCCCAGCUCGAUAACCUGCUCAACCGGGAAAACCUAAACAACAACAACAGCAAGCGGAGCUGCCCGGAUGACUUUGAGCAUGACGCGAUCUUCGGGAUCCUUAACAAAGUGAAGCCUUCCUACAAAUCCUGCGCCGACUGCAUGUACCCUGCAGCCGGCGGGAACCCCGAGGCCUUCGGGGAGCGAUGCAAGAAUCCCGGUGCUCCUGCCAUCUGCACCCAGCCCACCUUCCUACCCCACCUUACGUCUUCCCCCGUGGCCAGCAGGUCCCGAGCUUUGGAGAAACUGGCCUCUGUCCCAACCGAAACCGCCUCCUUCCUACCACCAACAGGCUCGAGGAGGCCAGACUCCAGUGGUCCAGGGGCCGGGGCUGCCCCGGAGCCCCCAGCCAGCCUUCCGGAACCUUCCAGAGAGAUUCACAAAGCCCUACCAAAGUCCCUCCUCGUGAAGAAUUCUCACUGUGAUAAGAACCCUCCUGGCUCAGAAGCAGUGAACGAAGACUCGCCACCCAAGAGAGAUCCGAAGCCGGCCAAGGACCUGCGGCUCCUGUUCAGCAAAGAGGCCGAGAAGCCCACGAGCAGCAGCUACUUGAUGCAGCACCAGGAGUCCAUCAUCCAGCUGCAGAGGGCGGGCCUGGUCCGCAAGCACACCAAAGAGCUGGAGAGGCUGAAGGGCACACCGGCUGAGCUGGGGGCCCCCUGCCGGGACAGCCCGGCUGCCAUCCCUGAGGAGAACCCGGACUCGCCUCUGCCCGGCCAAGCCCCGGGCCCCGAGAAACCUGAGGCCGGCCCCCCUCUGCUAGAGGGAGCCCUGCUGAAGAGCCCCCCGCCCUUCCUCUGCCGCCCGGACCACGCCAGCCACUUCUCCAAAGACUUCCUGAAGACCAUCUGCUACACCCCCACCUCAUCCUCCAUGAGCUCCAACCUGACGCGGAGCUCGAGCAGCGACAGCAUCCACAGCGUCCGCGGGAAGCCGGGGCUAGUGAAGCAGCGCACGCAGGAGAUCGAGACCCGGCUCCGGCUGGCGGGCCUCACCGUCUCGUCCCCGCUCAAGCGCUCCCACUCCCUGGCCAAGCUCGGCAGCCUCAACCUUUCGACUGAGGACCUGUCUAGCGAGGCCGACGUGUCCACCGCAGCCGACUCCCAGGACACCAGGUUGAGCGAGUCUUCCCUUUUGCACGAGCCCCUGGCAGCCACCAGGAGUCCGGCCACAACCUCGAAACCAUCAGGGAAAUCUGCCCUGGAAGACUUGAAAAGCCCUUCAUGGCCGGGCAAAAGCUGACCCACCUCUGGCUGCGUUUGGACUUGUGCGAUCCCUCCCUUAGCCUCCCUGUGGAUUUCUGGUCCACCCCUGCCGUCUGGAUGUCCCUUAAGCGAUUGGCGUUAUCCACGCUUUUCCUCCCCUUCUCUUUGCAGAGGGGAGAAAAAGCAACAAAAUUGCCGAACAUACAGCACAAGAAGAGAGGGGUGAGCCUGGGUGUUUGUGGCCUGGGAUAACCAGCAGCUGUCGGCCAGUAGACUGACCCCAAAGCAAGUGUUUCCAAGAAGACAUGCUUUAAGAAGAGCGUUUAUAUGGAGAUGCACAUGCAUCAAAAACCCUUCCAUGCACAACCUGCGAACGAAUAGCCGUGGUGUCGGCAUCAGCACCACAGGGGCUCAUCUUUGCUCAUGCAGGCCCUAGUGGGGAAACCCGUGGAUGGCACUAGAAUUCCUACCUCUGAUCCUGCUGUGCGCUUUUUUUAUUUUUAAAAAAUCCAGUAACAACCAAGGCUUGUUCCAGGGAAAAUGCUGUGUCAGAAAAGGUUUUUUUUCUGAAAGAGAACUUUUGCUGUCAGGACCCAUUUCCCCCCCCCCCCAAAAAAAAAAAAGCGUCAAGACUUUUAAAGUUGCCCACACCAAACACCGCUACUUAAAGCGACAGGAAGGCACAGCUGCUGUCAUUGAACCGACUCCGGGGCGCAUGGAGGUCCUCUGAGCUUUGACUUCCUGGUGCUGGCGUGUUGUCACAGCUAAGUGAUGUGGGUCUGGCCAGCCCUGGAGGAAGCAGGGGCCAAUGUGUGUGUGUGUGUGGUCCUCAUUGUCGCCCCCAUCUGGGGAGAAGGACCCACAAAGUUAUCGUUGAGUCUCACCUGCUGCAGAAGCCCACACGGUCCUACGAGGGUUUCGAAGGCGCUCGAGCGUCUGGCGGGGCUGGGGAGGGGUUUGGAGACAUGGGUCACCCCACCGGGAGCUCCGGCACUCAGGUUCAUUAGGUCACACGCACUCAAGUCUGGGGAGGAAAAGGAGAUGUCAGCAUGAGAGACACUCAGUCACUCAAGGGACAGCUCGGCAGCAGCUUCUCCGAUGAGCAGGACUGGUGGGAAGCUGCUCAGAUGUUUACAAGUCGCCCCUUCCUGCGGUGAGAACGCUGCUUCCUGCUUCUCCACGGCUCUUCCCAGCGGGCCGGGAAGGCUUGAGGUCCCGCCCGGCUCUGGGGGUAGCCCCUCCGAGGAUUUGGAGUGGAGGGACUCCUCUGAUGUCAGCGGGCAAGACAGGAUGUUAAAACAUUUUGGAGAGAGAAGAGGUUGGUUAGAUUUAAUGCAGGGGUCAGCCAACCAUGGCUGGGGUGUGUGGCCCCAUGAGCUAAGAUGGGUUUUAGUUUUUAUUUUUAUCAUAUUUUCAAGGGGUUAGCCAAAAAUUACCAAACAGGCAACAGAGACCAUGUAGCCUACAAAACCGAAGGUAGUUUACAAUCAGGCCCUUUAUAGAAAACCUUUGCUGACCCUGGUUUUACUUGAAAACCCAAGGCUUGCCCCAGGCCCUUGGGGAAGAAAAUCCCGGGAGUUAGAAGGCCUCCCACCUCUUUUGUCACCUCAGGCCAAACCCUGCCCUCCUCCCGACCCAGUCCUUGCCAGCCCAUCCCCAAUGUUUUUCUCCUGGGGGUGGGACAGGCCCCUACUGGCUGAAACUUUCCCACGGUUGCAGCUUGCCCUCAGGCCCACCGGAUUAUUUCAGUGAAACUAGACAUCCUUCAAGGGCCAGCCAAAUUCCAGAAGUGGGUAAAUGAGUCUCCAUCUUACUUUGGUCCAAACUGGGCCUCUCAGAGCACCCCACGCAGAGUCUUCAGAAACAAGGCCAGUCCAUGUUUUAACUCGUGGGUAGAGCUUUUGCAAAAAAACCCUCUCUCUGGAAACUUUUUCUCCCUGAAUUUUUUUUUUUCUUUUUAAGUAUAUGUUAUUUUACCUUAUAGGAAUUUGUUUUCCCACUGCUGUCAGUUGGAAUCACCUUAGAUGAUCCACUUAUUCCAGAAAACCCAGUUGGGUUUCCCCCUUUCUCUCAGCCAACACAAGAGCAUGGUCUCAAAAAAAAAACGUCAGGUUCAGUGUUUUGCCAAGUUGCAUUUUAUGUGGUGGGUCAAUUUUUGUGUCAAAAAAAUCCUAUAGAUUUGAUGAUGACAGGCUUAUGUUGGUUUUUAUUUUUUUAAAAACCAUGCCCGGGUAUGAUAUAUUUUUGAAGACCUUCAUUUUGAAAGCCAUAGUUUUUCUUAUCCAGUUAAAGGAUAUGAGGAGGAUUAUAAAGAUGAGAGGGUCUCUGGCUUUUGGCAGAGUUAUCCAUUCAUUGUCAGAAGUUAGUCUGUUAACAUUGAAACUGGGGCCCAGGUCCCCACCAUCAGAACAAAGCAAAGCCUUCUUGAUGGGUAACAUUCUAGUCUGAAGAAGAGGGUGAAGAUUCUUCUCCAAGACCCAGAUCAGUGGCGUGGAAACCUAUGGUGGAUUGCUGUUUUAUAUUUUAUAAGACCAGAGUGUCCUACAAGGUUUGGGGGCAUCUCGACAAAGACAGAUGCAUUAAUAGUCUCUGAAAAGAAAGUUUUUACCAUAAGCUAUGCCUCUUCUUUACCAAUGCUUUGUCUACACUUAGCGUAUGGGGGAAAUUCCGAAUAUGGGUGGCAGAGGUUUAUGCUGUGAAAGUCAUGGAUUUUUGUGACCAGCUGUCUUCAUGGAAUGCCUUUGUUGAACUAGGCAAGAGCGAAGGUUUCUGAAUCAGCUUGGUAGCCCAUAAAUCCAGCUGCGUUUCCUCUUCCCCCUCCACCACCCCCCACUUUCCUGCUCAUUCGAAUGGCAUGCCAGCAGGAGACCCAGCUUGUCUAGGUCUACCUCUUGCAUUGACACAUGGGGUCUUCUCAGUUGAGUUUUGUUGAGUCGAAGCCGGGAGCUAGUCACAGAGAGGGGAAGCCGUGCUGCCCUCUGGUGGGCACGUGGCCUUGCCGAUGUCCGUCUUUGUCCCGUGGCGACACGCAUCGCCGCAGGAACGCCUUGAGAAGAGGGUUCUGGCCCGCGGCGGCGCGCGUCACUGUGUGGAUGCCUUGAGAAGAGGGUUCUGGCCCGCGGCGGCGCGCGUCACCAUGUGAAUGCCUUGAGAACAGGGUUCUGGCCCGUGGUCUCCCCUCCUCCCUGGUCUCAGUGCAGGUGCUCAUGCCAGCCUCCAGGCUGCCAAACAGCUCUCUGCUGGGUGGGGGUGGCCGUUCCAUCGGCCAGGAGACUGCUCUGUCCAGCCCCCUUCUGCUCCACCCAUCCCACCCUCUCCAGCUAAGAAAGCAUUCCAGCCCUUUCUAAGCCUUUUCCCUCCUGGAUAAGCCCAGAGGAUGGAUACCUAGGAUGGAGCCAGAACAGCCAUAGAGUUAACAUCAGGACAACCCUGUAUGUCAGCCCUGCACUCAGGCCCCAUCCCAGGGGCCUCUGCUCCUUAGUGAGAGGAAGUGCUGGCAUCGCGUUGAGGUCACGUGCAGAAUCUCACCCAAGGUGUCUGAAGAUCAGCAUGCUGUCUGUCGCCCAGAAAUGCUGCUCUGGCUUCCCAGCCAGCAGGGCUUCCCUGGACCCACACGAGCAGCGAGAGAACCCCUUCCCUUCCAGCAGGGAGAUUUAGGACAUCUGGACAGCACGAUGCAGGUUUGCAUGUUCUUGUCCUACCCCCAGCAUCUUGGCCAGACGAAGGUACUUACAGAUCCCAGUGUUCAGCUAUUUGGUCUUUUUAUCAUCUGCUCUGGAGAAAGAAAUGGCAACCUACUCCAGUAUUGCCUGGAAAAUCCCAUGGCUGGAGGCAUGUGGUGGGCUACAGUCCAUGGGGUCGCAAAGAGUUGGACACGACUGAGUGACUUCACUUUCUUUCUGCAGAUGAAUACCUGUGUGAGAUCGUUCUGCAUAGAUACAUAUAUCUGUGUCUAUACAUCUGUCACUUGAACGAGAGUAUCAAGUGCAUUCCCCUUCCCCAUCAUCCACACACAUGCCUCGUCACCCAAGCUGUGGAGCGGGUCACCUUUAAUGGUCUGGAGCAACACCGUGCAGUGGAUCUGGAUGUGACCGCCUUGUUUUUUUGUCCUGUAGUAGACCCCUGCAACCCUUGCGGGACCCUUUUAGAGCCAGACCCCCGUCCUCCACUGUUCUCUGUCAGCCGCGCCAUGCAGGGAGAUGGCCACUCCCUCCCUCCUCCUCGACACUGUAAUCAUUGUUUUACAAUCGAGUGCCUUAAUAAUAGUUUACAAAUACUGUGUAUUUAUGGGCAGCCGUUCCGCUUUCGCCUUCUGUGAUUGGAUACUUUGCCUUGUCCUCGGUGGUUGGCGCUGGGGCUGGAGUUUGCCUGCCCCAUAGUUGGGCUGAUCUGCUGGGCGGCCUCCCGCACCUGCCCACAGCCAGGCCAGGGGCAUCGCUAGAAGCGGUGCUGGCUGGUGGUCCCUAUGGGCGAGGCAGGCGCUGUUUCAGCCGUGGGCCCAUAUAGUAAGCAAAGAUAAGACAGGAUUGGUAGGCCGACCAGCUCGGGCACCCUCUGGACCACAGCCCUGCCCCUCCCCUUAUACCCUCUCCACAUCACAGCUGUUCUGUUCAGUAGACUUUUUAUUACCACCUUGAAACCCCCCCCACCCCCACCAUUUUCCUCUCUUUUGGUGUCCUGAGCUCUUUGCAACAAUAUGCAGGUACAGAGUGCCCUCCCCAGUCAGGAGCUCCCCUCCCCCCAAGACAGCCUGCCCUUUGGUUUUCAGAGGCUGCCAGUGGGUGCCAUUGUGUUGCGUUAUGAUAUCAAUGAUUUUUUUUAUUAUAUAUUGUUUUUCUUCUUGUUUUUUUAUAUUAUAUAUUUAAAAGGCAGUAUCUUUUGUACUGUGAAUUUGCAGUAGAAGAUGCAUAAUGCACUUUUUUUUUUUUUUUACUUCUGUUGGUGUGUACUGUAUAUAGUCUGUGUGCUUCUUGUGAGGAAAAUAAACUUUUUCUUUAUAAAAAAAA